AUGCCUGACGGGCGCUUCGAGCACAUCCACGUUGACCUGGUGAAACUCCCCCUUACCAAGGGCUUUCAGUACUGUCUAACCAUUAUAGAUGGAUUCACCAGGUGGCCGGUCGCCGUUCCCGUUCCCGACCAACAAGCAGCGACCGUUGCCAAGGCCCUGUACGAUAGCUGGAUCGCCUGCUUCGGAACGCCUUUGACCAUCACUUCGGACCAGGGAGCUCAGUUCAAGUCAGCGUUAUUCACCGAGCUUGCCAAGAUGAUUGGCCCGAGUCGCAUAAGGACGACGCCCUAUCACCCGCAGUCAAACGGAAUGGUAGAACGUUUUCAUCGUUCUUUCAAGGUAGGCCUGAUGUGCUGUCCGGACGUCCCAUGGCCCGACGCACUUCCUUCGGUGCUCUUGGGCCUCCGAACCUCGUUCAAGGAGGACCUCCAAGCAUCUCCGGCCGAGAUGCUCUACGGCACGACCCUCAGGGUGCCCGGUGAUUUUUUCACCGCCCAGAGCCACCCGGACGUCAACCCGCCGUCCUUCGUCCAAGGCCUUCGACGCCUCACAUAG
Molecule: messenger RNA, 555 nt
Organism: Copidosoma floridanum
Lineage: Eukaryota; Metazoa; Arthropoda; Insecta; Hymenoptera; Encyrtidae
Product: KRAB-A domain-containing protein 2-like
Source: RefSeq, a predicted model, not a curated record